CAAAAAAUAAAAUUAACGAAAAAUCUAAAAAAAAAGGUGAAGAAAAAGCAGAGAAUAAAAGGAAGAGAAGACCGGAUGUUGACAAAUAAUAUCAUGUCACUGUUGAUAGAAGGGUCGUUUGUUUAUGUGAUUUUGGGAUCUUUCUUUUUCUCUCUAUAAACAAUCUUCUUUUAUCGCUCACAAAAGAAGCAGAAGCAGAAGAGAAGAAUAAAGGAGAUUUCUUUUCAUCUCCGGAAAAUUUUUUGUUUGGUGAGAGAGAGAGAGAAGAGAGAGAAGAGUGGCCCAGUAGAUCGAAGAUGACGAUCUAAUUUUUUCCAUUAAUGGUGUUUACGCUAUAACUAUUAUACCCAUACUUUAUUUUAUUUUGGUUUCAAUUCUCCCCAGAGUAGAGAUUCGAAAUUUUUCUUAUUUUUCUUUUGAUUCAGAGAUUUUUCCUUUAUUUUUUUCUUCUCUAAUUUCACUUUGUUGAAACUUGUAAAAUUCUCAUUUUUGGUCUUCUGAAGAAAGUAUCGAGGCGAGUUGGCGAUAAGAGGAUGUGGGUUUGAGGAAUGGGAACAAAGGUGCACUGUGAAAGCUUAUUACCUGGAUAUCAUCACUCUAUGAGAGAUCUCAACAACGAAUCUAACGGUUGUAGAUGGCCAUUGUUCUACGGUGACAAUCAAACCUCGGCGAAUGAUCAAUCCUACAAUGGCUUCCCGUCCCAGACUACAACAUUCGGGUAUGACAAAGAUGUGGUGAGAAGGACAAUGCUCGAACACGAAGCUGUUUUCAAGACACAGGUUUCGGAACUUCACCGGGUAUACAGGAUUCAAAAGGAUAUGAUGGAUGAACUGAAAAGGAAACAGUUUAAUAAAGAAUGGGGUCAAGCUGAGGCAUCAUUUUCAUCUCAAGCUACUAAUGAUGAUGUCCAUAGAUGGAAAGCCCCUGCUUUCCCUUCGGCGAACUCGGUUUACGACAGACCAUCCAUGUCGGUGGUUGAGGAUAAUGGCCAUUCCCCCAUGAAAGGAAGCAAUUCUCAAGGGGUCGUCGGCUCAUCAUUUCCAUGGCAAAAUGGAGCUAGCUCCAAAAAUGUUGAGACUUUGGAGGUUAGACCGACGAAGAUCAGAAAAAAGAUGAUAGAUCUUUGUCUUCCAGCUGAUGAGUAUAUCGAUGACUCCGAAGAUGUUGUGGAGUUGAAAGAUCACAGGGUUUGUGGCACAUCGAGUCAGCUUCCUAAUGGAAAUAUGAAGCUUGAACCUCGCGGAGAUAGUUUGAGAGUUGGCUAUGGGCUGAGUAGUAGAAGCAGCAAUGGCUUGGCUGAUCUGAACGAACCAUUUAAGGCUCAAGAAACGAAUGAGUUUGCUUAUGGCCAUUCCCGUGACUUGCGUAAUGGCGAAUUUCAAGGCCAUAUUCGUGACUACGGCAAGGCUCUGAACUCGGGCAGUGUAAGGGAGCAUGUUCCUGUUAUCUCUCUGCAUCCAGAUGAGAACUGUAAACCGAAAGUUUGGCCAAAUCAGUCCUCCAGAAUUGAUCAUUACAGUGGCAGUGGCACACACAAGUCUGCUACUCCAUUUCGUCAACCGGCCAAGCCAUUGGAUCCACCGUCUCAGCCUAUGCAAGCUUUGAUGAACAGUUCACAAAGAGUGAUGGGUUUACCUAAUUCUGGUCCUCCAAGCAAGGCAGUCUUGUGGAGAGAACGGACGUUUAUUGACCUAGAAGCUGAUACUGAUACUACCAACACUAGUCACGAAGUCAUCCAUGAAUCAAGUUUGCCUUCUCAUCAACCACAACACUUAUAUCCAUAUAAUCCUCAAGAUUCUGCUGUCCCCUGGAACCAUUUGCAUUCUUCCUGGCAAAAUACUAGCUUUGCCUUCCCUCAGAGAGUUGUGUCAGCGCAGAGAUACCCGGUUCUAAACAUGUCUGACACAGUGAGUGGUAGUAAUGCACAGAAACAAGGGUGUCUCGGAGACAGAUUACAGUUUGAAAGCAAUUCUAGAUAUAACUCAGGGUGUGGUAAUACCAGUAGGUCAAACCACAACAUGUUUUACAAUGAGUGUUCUUCUUCAUCCAAAUCGAAAUUCUAUGGGGCUGGCUAUGUUUAUCCUAACGGAGGAAGAAGUGAUUACAGCCCAGCAAAUCCAUUCAUGGAUUCAAAUGGCUCGGAGGUGAAGUUUGUGAGAGAUUUGAACUUAAAUGUGACACUUUCAAACACUUCUGUUGUUGAAGUCAGAAAAGAUGAAGAACAUCUGGCUGCUUUACCAUGGCUUAUUAAACCCAAUCCUUCUUGUAACUCCGAGGUGGCUGAUGGGAAAUGGAAUCUGAAGAGUGAUGAUGCUGUUCCGAGUUCUUCUUUGAAACCAUUGGAUAUCAAAGAUGUGGUAGGAAGCAAAGUUCAGAGUCGUAUGUGGCUAGAGAGCUUAAAGUCUGCUUCUUGUUCAAAUCAACCGGAGACUGAGAAGAUCAGUGAUAUAUCGAAAAUUCCUGGAUUUGCUUAUAGAGAUCAGUCCAAUGCAGAGAGAGAUAAAGUUAGGAUGCUAGACAUCAACGAACCGUGUGAACCUCUUUCGGAUGAAGAUCAGCAAACGGAGGAACUGACAGGGACAAAGGUUUCGGCUAGUAAUAAGUGUCAUAUUGAUUUGAACAUGUCGCUUAGUGAAGACGAAGAUGAAAACUGGUCUGUUCCUAGCAGUUCAAGACUGAAUUCAAAGAAACCCAUGAUAGAUUUAGAAACUGUUCCUGAGUCUGAUGUUGAAGAAGAUGAUGAUGUCUACGGAGAAAAACCGUCAGAAGAGACCCCAGCCGAGGAAAAAACUGUGGAGAAACCGCCCGAGUUUGAAAAUAUAGCAGCAGAGACAAUAGUUGCCAUUUCUUCAGCUUGCUUAGAUAGAGAGCUUGAAGUUGUUGCUUCAUCAGAAGCUCCAGAAACCAUCAUCCUUCACUGGUUUGCAGAAACAGUAAAUACUCACAGGGAGAAUCUGGACCAAAAGCUCGCUUCUUUCUCGAGGAAUCAAGCGCGUUCAAUCGAAGAGAUUGAUUACUUCGAGGCAAUGACCCUGCAACUAUCUGAGAUCACAGAAGGUGAGUACAUGCCUAAGCCAUUAGUCCCUGAAGACCUCAAAUUGGAGGAGACCUCAGGAACCCCGAUGGUCACGAGCCAAAGACCAAGAAGAGGAAACGCGAGAAAAGGAAAACAGAGACGGGACUUUCAAAGAGACAUCCUGCCUGGACUUUUGUCCCUUUCGAAACACGAAGUAACAGAGGACAUUCAUAUGUUUGAUGGGUUCAUGAGAGCAACGGGAAGCUCCUGGACUCCAACCGGUUUAACAAGGAAGAAAACGGGUACAAGAGGAAGACCAAGACGGGUCAUAACAAUCACUGAACCGGCCUAUUACCCUGUUCCUGCUCCUGCUCCUGCUCCUUGUCCCUCGGUUCAACAACAUGUGAGCAAUCAAAGCAACAAUGGUGAGGUUGAAAUGGGUUUUGUUGAAGACAGGAGCUUUGCAGGUUGGGGGAAAAUGACAAGAAGGCCGAGAAGACAGCGAUGUCCUUCAACUGUAACUACAAGUAACCAACGUUCAUCAGCAGACGCGCCUUUCUCGUGAUAAAUUGGGAAUAAUUGUAUUUGUUACUAUAAAUAUCAUUUCCGAUUCUUUUGAAAAGGUUGUCGUAUAGAGAGGGAGAUAUUAAUAUCAGACUGUUUGUGAUAGAGACAAUUUCAUCGAGGAAUUUUUUUUUAUUUUCGCUUGGUGAUAUACAUGAAGAAUAUUUUAUUCAUAUAAAGUGACUUUCUUCUUCU
Molecule: messenger RNA, 3775 nt
Organism: Thlaspi arvense
Lineage: Eukaryota; Viridiplantae; Streptophyta; Magnoliopsida; Brassicales; Brassicaceae
Source: the annotation of a GenBank genome assembly